CUCUGUUUUUUUUUUUUGUUUUUUUUUUUUUGUGAAAACGACGUGGAUGCACGUGCUGUCAUGCCUCCGGGUAGCUACGCCCCUGCUGAAUUUACAGGGAAAAGAUACAGUAAUAUGCAGGUAUUUUUAUUAUAUCAAAGAAAAAGCAUUUUGUAGGAUCGUAGAGAAUAAUAAAGAGCAUGAUACUUGAUGUUUAUUUUUUUCUAAAUCAUGCGCAUAAUUACACAAUGCCUACAUCAGGUUAUAGAUUUUACAUCGUUGGUUAUUUUCAUGAUGUGUAAUGGAUACUUUCCCAUCAAUAACAGAAACCAAAUUAAACAAUAAAAUUUCCAAAUUCUUAAAAUAUGCCCAAGGAUAGGAUGGAAGAGAUGGGAGAAUGUCAUGCAAAUUUCAUGAAAACAGUUGGAAUGCCAAUUCAAAACGGCGAUAACAAAACAUUAAAUAAGAAACAAAUAUAUUAGAUAUGAAAUGACCACAACCAUUGACUUACAGUUCUGACUUGAUACAAGCACUUAGAGAAUGUGAAAUGGAUAAAAAUGUUUUUGAGCACUCUGGACUGUCUCCCUUACCUCACAACAUACAAAGGAACUGUAAAAUAAAAAUAAUAAUAAUAUACAUUGUGUAAGUCUAAAGCGCUUUACAAGAUUUACCUUCAUCAGUAACGGGCCAACCCAAACAUUUGAAAGCCAGGGAUGCAUAAAUACGUAGAAACGUUAUGAGCUAUAUGACCAAAAAGACAUAAAAAGAAUAGACACAAUGACAUAAUUUCAACUUUGCCUGAGGUAACGAAACAGGAAACUAGGUCGGCGAGCCUCGCUUUUUUUCUGUUUCUAAAGCUCAUGCAAAUACAUUUAGAAUUUUCAAACACAGUAAUUUUUGUAUUAUAUUCAAGCGAAAAGCCAAAUCACAAAGGUUUAAUCAUACAUUAAUAAAUGUUAAUGUAUGUAACAUGACCUAAUUUAAAUGGUUAUCAUAGUUAUAUAAACUUUAAUAUCAAUGUUGGUCUCAGAACAUACGUGAAAUCGAUUUAAACUUAUUUACAUUAUAGUGUCAAUUUUAAUUUACAAUAUUGUUGUACAUUUCAACAGUUUUGUACAUAUUCUUAAAUCUAAACUCACUCAUCCUGAAACAUCAAAUGAACCUAAUAAUUAAUUUAAUAUAACUGACGUGUGCAGCUUACAAUGUUCCAUUACGAUCUCGUAUUUAUCAAACAUCAAAUUCAACGCAACAAAAAGAAUAUACUUUACUUUAUCUGCAUUUCAGUCAUCAUUAUAUAUCUGUUCAAUGCAAAUAACAAAAAAGAAUUUCACCACUUUGAUUUCGUUUACAGCAACCUUAGUAGUAUUAUAGCUGAGAUUGAGAAAACUGGUACAACUUCAACACAGCCGUUGAAUAAUUUAACUUCAUCUUAUAGACUGCUGAGAAAUCCUCGUCAGAAACAAUGCCAAUCGAACUCAUGCCUUACUGUUGAUAUAAUAUACCUCGUCAAAUCUGCUGUGUUAAAUUUUAGUCAAAGAAAGGCAAUUCGUGAGACAUGGGGCAAAGAUGGAGAUAUACGUAUAAUAACAAUAUUCAUAUUAGGAUAUAGCGAAUCCCUACAAUCAUUUAUAGAGACAGAAUCCAUAAUUCAUGGUGAUAUAUUGCAGUUUGAUAUGCAGGAUAUAUAUGACAAUCUAGUGUAUAAGACAGUCUUCUCUAUUGCUUGGUUAUGUGAUUCAAACAUCAAUACGAAAUAUGUCCAUUUUGUCGACGAUGACCGGAUAAUUAAUUCAAAAAAUCUUUUAAAACUAGCAUUAAACAAUUUACACCAGUUUGAAAUGAAAAUGAUAGGAUAUAAAGCCAACUUUGAAAAACCUUAUCGCAAUAAGUCAUCAAAGUGGUAUAUAUCUGUAACGGACUAUGAAUUUGAUGUCUGGCCACCAUACAUAAUUGGUGGGACAAUGAUCACAAAUUUGCAGGUUAUAAAAACGCUUAGGGAAGGGAUACCAUUUUCUAGGGUAAUUCGAAUCGAAGAUGCAUACAUCGGUAUAUUAGCAAGAUUGCUUAAGAUUUCUUUGGAACAUAAUAAAAACUUCACGCCAUUCUUUAUAUCAGGAUAUGAAUUGAUUAACAAAAUAUCUAGUCCUGAUUACCGAAGCUACGAUGCAAUGAUUAGGGAAUGGAAAGUUUUUAAUUCGGUCAGAAAUCACACAAUUCACAAUAACGGUAACACAUUAUAAAUAAACAGUCGAAUUGGCCCGGAAUUUUCAAAUGAUAUGAAAAGCACCUAAUUCCUUGUAAUAAUUAUUUAUCUAUGUAAUACUGAUUUGUUUGGUAUUCAAUGGUUUCUUCAUAAGAUAGACGGAUAACUAAAAAGGACAACUUUUCCUUCCAAAUUCUAACUGAAACAGUCAAUCUAAUCUGAACAGGUCAUGUGUUAUUUUCAUUGAUUAAAAGACUCAACAAUAAAUUAUUAAUUUUCAGACCUAUCCACAGAGAAAAAAUUCACUACUGUUCAAACAAUGUGCUUGCAGUCAAUUAAGAUCUGUUCAGUCUU
Messenger RNA from Mytilus californianus (California mussel), 2536 nucleotides. Its product is annotated as beta-1,3-galactosyltransferase brn-like. Gene Ontology annotation, cellular component: membrane. Lineage: Eukaryota; Metazoa; Mollusca; Bivalvia; Mytilida; Mytilidae. Gene Ontology annotation, molecular function: hexosyltransferase activity; UDP-glycosyltransferase activity. Bases 1182 to 2219 code for a protein of 345 amino acids. The record is from RefSeq and is a predicted model, not a curated record. The transcript has 2 exons.